Molecule: messenger RNA, 1097 nt
Organism: Drosophila navojoa
Lineage: Eukaryota; Metazoa; Arthropoda; Insecta; Diptera; Drosophilidae
Product: aldo-keto reductase 1B
Molecular function (GO): oxidoreductase activity
Source: RefSeq, a predicted model, not a curated record
CUAAAUUUGAACACUGCAUGUGCGUUUGCUUGUUUGUAUUUUUAUAAGCUGUCACUUUUAUUAGUUUGUAGCAAAAUUAAUAGGGUUUUCUCUUCGCGUUUACUUUCGAAAUGUCCACUCCAAAUUUCCUUUUGAGUAAUGGCAAAAAUAUGCCAAUGGUCGGCUUGGGCACAUGGCGUAGCCCUCCUGAGGUUAUCACACAAGCGGUGAAGGAUGCUAUUGAUAUUGGCUAUCGCCACUUUGACUGCGCCCACAUCUACGGAAAUGAGGCACAAAUUGGCACAGCGAUUGCCGAAAAGCUCAAAGAGGGAGUCGUAACACGGGACGAGCUAUUCAUUACAAGUAAACUUUGGAAUACCCAUCACAAGCCAGAUUUGGUGCGGACUGCUUGUGAAACAAGUAUACGCAAUCUUGGCGUUCAUUAUCUUGAUCUAUACCUCAUGCAUUGGCCAAUGGCAUAUAAAUCCGGCGACGUUCUUUAUCCCACUUGUCCGGACACGGGCAAAGCAGUAUUUGAGGAUAUUGACUUCGUGGACACCUGGAAGGCUAUGGAGAACCUGGUCGAUUUGGGCCUAUGUCAUGCCAUUGGAGUCUCUAAUUUUAAUGAGCAACAGAUUAAUCGACUGUUGAGCGUAGCCAAAUUGAAGCCAGUGGUGCUACAGAUCGAAUGUCAUCCAUAUCUUCGCCAGAAGUCUUUGAUAACACUUUGCUACGAUAAUGCCAUUGCUGUCACUGCCUACAGCUCACUGGGAUCGGCACACACACCCUAUGAAAAGCCAGGUGCCUAUCCCUUGUUGAAGCAUCCUGUGAUCCUGGAAAUCGCGGAAAAGUAUGGCCGUACACCGGCGCAGGUGCUGCUACGCUAUCAGACUCAAUCGGGCAUUAUUGUGAUACCACGCUCUAUUAGUAAGCAUCACAUGUACGAGAACUUUAAGAAGAUAUGGGACUUCGGUUUGGACAACGAUGAUUUACAAGCAAUCGACGAUCUCGAUUGCAAUGGUCGCUUCAUGACCAUGAAAGCUGCAUAUGGACAUCCUCACCACCCGUUCGAACUGGAUACCGCAAAGCAAAUGGAAAGCCACAACAGAAAUGUAUAA